UCUUGCCUUGAUGAUUUGGUAACAAUUUAUUUCCUCAAUUAGAAUAUUUUAUAAAUGAAACAAAUUUCUACAGAGGUUUUAGAUCUCAAUGCACUUCCCCCCCUCGAUGAAGCUCCAUUAAUGGCGGUCCAUCAUGAACAAGAAGAGUCGGUUGCUUUAGCUGAGGAACUGAACAGAGCAAAAGCUGAGAACAAAAAGCUGACCACAACACUGACUGCAGUCUACCGGAGCUACAAUUCUCUGAGAAGCAGUUUGGCCGACUUUGUCUCAAGGAAUCCUCCUCCGGUGCCGGAAAACAUUGCCGGAGUAGCCCGGAAAAGAAACAGCUUGGGUGAUGAUGAUGAUUCAUCCAAGAAGAUUGUGAAGGCCAAACUCACAACUGUCCUGGUUAAAACCGAAGAAUAUAUAGUGAAGGAUGGAUAUGUAUGGAAGAAAUAUGGGCAAAAGUUUACAAGAAACAACCAAUGUCCAAGAUCUUACUUCAGAUGUUCUUUUGCUCCUAAUUGUCCGGUUAAGAAAAAGGUACAAAGGAGUGUGGAUGACAAGUCAAUUUUGGUUGCUACAUAUGAAGGAAAGCACAAUCACCCUCAACCAAAUAUUUGUCCCCCAAUUAGACAGACAGUGAAGUCACAUGAUCUGCCCGGCCCAUUACCAUCUGUUGAAUAA
Messenger RNA from Impatiens glandulifera, 666 nucleotides. RefSeq names its product probable WRKY transcription factor 40. Gene Ontology annotation, molecular function: sequence-specific DNA binding; DNA-binding transcription factor activity. The record is from RefSeq and is a predicted model, not a curated record. The transcript is spliced from 4 exons. NCBI's taxonomy places the organism in Eukaryota, Viridiplantae, Streptophyta, Magnoliopsida, Ericales, Balsaminaceae. Gene Ontology annotation, biological process: regulation of DNA-templated transcription. The coding region runs from base 55 to 666 and encodes 203 amino acids.